This is a messenger RNA of Triticum aestivum (bread wheat), 3064 nucleotides long. Its product is annotated as serine/threonine-protein kinase CTR1. The record is from RefSeq and is a predicted model, not a curated record. The coding region runs from base 187 to 2505 and encodes 772 amino acids. Lineage: Eukaryota; Viridiplantae; Streptophyta; Magnoliopsida; Poales; Poaceae. The transcript has 18 exons. Gene Ontology annotation, biological process: protein phosphorylation. Gene Ontology annotation, molecular function: ATP binding; protein serine/threonine kinase activity.
GCUGCUCUCUGAAGGCUCGGAUUGUGCUAAAGCCACACACACACACUCGGCCCAAGGCAGACGGCGACGGCGACGACGGCGGAGCACGUCACCCGCACCGACCGGCGGCGAGCCCCCGAUCGAUCGAUUCGCGCCGCAGUUCGGUCACCUACCCCGGCCGCGUAGGGUUCGCGCAGGGGAUCGAUCAUGGAGCUGCCGGCGGCCGGCGGGGGCCGGCGCACGAGCUACUCGCUGCUGUCCCAGUUCCCCGACGACGCGGCGGUGGCCGGGGCCUCCCCGGCCGUGCUGCAGAGGCAGUCGAGCGGCGGCAGCAGCUACGGCGCCGGGAGCUCGGUCUCGGCCUCCAGCGACUACCCGUUCCACCUGCCCCCGGCGGCCGCCGCGGGGGCCGGGGGAGGGGGAGGGGGCACGCCCUCCCCCUGCAAGAGCUGGGCGCAGCAGGCGGAGGAGACGUACCAGCUGCAGCUCGCCCUCGCGCUCCGCCUCUGCGCCGACGCCGCCUGCGCCGCCGACCCCGGGUUCCUCGACCCCGGCGACUCCGGGGGGUCCAAGAUGGGGGGCGGCGGCGGCGGCAGCGGCAGCGGCAGGGCCUUCCCGCUCGCUCCCCCCUCCCCCACCGCCGAGGCCCUCUCCCACCGUUUCUGGGUAAACGGCUCGUUAUCAUACAGCAACACGAUACCGGAUGGGUUCUACUUGAUCCAAGGGAUGGACCCCUUUGUGUGGUCGAUGUGCACCGACGUGCACGAGGAGAACCGCAUACCCUCCGUGGAGUCGCUCAAGUCUGUCCGCCCCGACGAUUCUUCCAUCCAGGUGGUCCUCGUCGACAGGAGAGCUGAUUUCGAUUUGGGUAUGCUGGAGAACUAUGCGUCCAGUUUUCUGUCCAGCUCCUCCGACAUGAAAGAUGUCAUAAAUCAAUUAGCCAAACUUGUGUCUUCCAGAAUGGGGGGUACAACCUCCAACGAAGAGAACUUGCUUCCGCGCUGGAAAGAGAGCAGCGAGGCAAUAAAAUCAAGUGCAGGAUCUAUUGUGCUUCAUCUGGGGAAGCUGCCGAUUGGUCUCUGCAAGCACCGCUCUCUGCUUUUUAAAAUGUUAGCAGAUAAAGUCAACAUACCAUGCAGAUUAGUCAAGGGCUGUAAAUACUGCAAAGCUGAAGACGCCUCCUCCUGUGUUGUACGUUUUGGGCUUGAAAGGGAAUAUCUGGUUGACUUAUUUGGGGCUCCAGGCCAAUUAUCUGAUCCUGAUUCUUUCGUCAAUGGUCCCUACUCGCUGUCGGUUCCAUCACCUCUCCGUCCACCAAAAUUUAGGUCGUUAGAGAUCACUUCAAAUUUCAGCUCAGUUGCUAAGCAAUACUUCUCAGACUGUCACUCGCUGAAUCUAUUGUUCAGUGAUGCUUCCACAGGUGCUUCUAAUGGUGCUGCAGUUGCUGUAGACCAAAUGUAUUCGAAGAAACAUGAUGCAGGGGACGGGAUUGCCAACAGCUGGGUGCCGGUGAAAGGGCAAGCAAUUGCGAACUCAGACAUUAUUCUGCCAGAAGCUCCUCGGGAAGUUUUGCCACUUAUGACACCAUCCAAUUUGACAGCUGAUAAAAAGAAAGAGUUUCAGUUGAUCGAGGGGAAUCAGUAUCUACGGAGUACUGUCAGUGAUCUGUCACUUGCUGUGGAUGAUCUGAUCAUUCCAUGGAGUGAGCUGGUUUUAAAGGAGAAGAUUGGAGCAGGUUCUUUCGGAACAGUUCAUCGUGCUGACUGGCAUGGAUCGGAUGUUGCUGUGAAGAUAUUGAUGGAGCAGGAUUAUCAUCUAGAUCGCUUCAAGGAAUUUAUGAGAGAGGUCGCAAUAAUGAAAAGUCUGAGGCAUCCAAAUAUUGUUCUAUUCAUGGGUGCUGUUACUGAACCCCCAAACCUUUCAAUAGUUACGGAAUACUUAUCAAGAGGUAGCUUGUAUAAACUUUUGCACAGGAGUGGUGCAAGGGAGGUUCUGGAUGAGAGACGCCGCUUGAACAUGGCAUUCGAUGUGGCAAAGGGAAUGAAUUAUCUACAUAGACGUAGCCCUCCUAUUGUUCACCGUGAUUUGAAGUCUCCAAAUCUUCUAGUCGACAAGAAGUAUACUGUGAAGGUAUGUGACUUUGGGCUUUCGCGACUAAAAGCCAACACCUACCUGUCCUCAAAAUCUUUGGCAGGAACCCCUGAAUGGAUGGCGCCUGAAGUGCUUCGAGAUGAGCCAUCCAAUGAGAAGUCUGAUGUCUACAGUUUCGCCGUAAUCCUGUGGGAACUUAUGACAUUACAACAACCAUGGUGUAACCUGAAUCCUGCCCAGGUGGUUGCUGCUGUUGGCUUUAAAGGAAGAAGACUUGAAAUUCCAAAGGAUUUAAAUCCUCAAGUAGCUGUAUUAAUUGAAUCCUGCUGGGCGAACGAGCCAUGGCGGAGGCCCUCGUUUGCUAAUAUCAUGGAAACUCUGAGACCUUUAAUUAAUAAGGUCCCGGUGCCGCAGUUGAUCCGUUCAGACUCGUAGCAGUCUCAAACUGUUGAGGAAAGAAGCAUUUCCUUAAAGCUGUCAUGGUAGUAUCGGCAGGGAGGAGUCUUUUUUAGGGUAUUUAGGCUGUUUAUGAUGGAUAAUUUAUCAACAGUAUUACUCUAUGCUAAGAAUAAGGAGGACUUGUUGUUUUACACUUUGAAGUAAAAUGUACCUGGCAACUCCCUUCCAUGGCUCGAGAACUGCUUAAUGUUUGAUAACCUGAUAUCAAUCAUGACCAUCCGUUGUUUCCUGUAGCGACCAUUGAAACAAUGGACAUCGUCCAGAGAACCAUCCUCCCCCGUGACGACGGGGUCGCGAUGAGUUCCAGACAUCAGAAGCUCGUGGUCAUUAAGCUGUGUAAAUUAUAGUUUCCCACUAGACACGUUUGUAUAUUUAUGCUAUAAAACAUGUUGUAUGUAAGUAACUAGAGUUAGCUCUGAAAUGGUGUUUUUUUUUUGGGUGCUGACUGACUGACUGACUGACCUCCCUCAGCCCAGCCAGUAACUACUGCUGUGUAUGUAUAUGUGUUGUAUUAUCAUGUGGUUGUUGUGUGGCA